GCUCAGUCCAAGAUGGCGGCGCCGGUGGACGCAGCCGCCGCCGCUGCCGCUCCCUCCGGGUACCGCCCGUUCGAGCCGGCCUCGCUGGGGCUGGGCCCGGGCUGGCGCCUCACGGCCUUCGGGGAGCUGCGGGGCUGAGGCUGCAAGGUCCCGCAGGAGGCCCUGCUCCGGCUCCUGUCGGCCUUCGGGGACGAGCAGCGCCUGGGCCGCGGGGCAGGGCCCGAACCGGAGCCGGAGGCGGAACCGAGCGGAGGCGGCGGCGGCGGAAACGGGGCCCCGGUGCUGGGCAUUGGGCUGGACUCGUGCGUCAUCCCCCUGCGCCACGGCGGGCUCUCCCUCGUGCAGACCACGGACUUCUUCUACCCGCUCAUCGAUGACCCCUACAUGAUGGGCCGCAUCGCCUGCGCCAACGUCCUCAGCGACCUCUACGCCAUGGGGGUGACCGAGUGCGACAACGUCCUCAUGCUGCUCAGCGUCAGCACCCGCAUGAGCGCCGAGGAGAGGGACAAGGUGGUGCCGCUGCUGGUGCGGGGCUUCCGGGAGGCGGCCGAGGAGGGGGGGACGUCGGUGACGGGGGGGCAGACGGCGCUGAACCCCUGGCUCAUCAUUGGCGGCGUGGCCAGCACCGUGUGCCGGCCCGGCGACUUCAUCAUGCCGGACAGCGCCGUCCCCGGUGACGUCCUCGUGCUCACCAAGCCCCUGGGCACCCACAUGGCCGUCACCGCGCACCAGUGGCUGGAUAACCCGGAGCGCUGGGAGAAGCUGAAGCUGGUGGUGACGCGGGAGGAGGUGGAAGCCGCCUACCAGGAGGCCGUGCUCAGCAUGGCCACGCUCAACCGCACCGCCGCGGGGCUGCUCCGCGCGUUCGGCGCGCACGCGGCCACUGACGUCACCGGCUUCGGGCUGCUCGGGCACGCGCGCGCGCUGGCGGCGCGGCAGCGCCAUCACGUGACCUUCGUCAUCCACAACCUGCCCCUGAUCGCGCGCACGGCGGCCAUGAGCGCGGCCUGCGGCGGGGGGCGGCUCCUGCGCGGAACAGCCCCGGAGACCUCCGGGGGCCUGCUGCUGUGCCUGCCCCGUGAGCAGGCGGCGCGGUUCUGCGCGGAGCUGCGCGGGCGGCAGGGGGCGCUGCCGGGCUGGGUCAUCGGCAUCGCGGAGCCGGGCCCGCGCGGGGCGCGCCUGAGCGAGCGGCCCCGCGUCAUCGAGGUGCCCGCGCGCGGACACGCCCCCCCCGCCAGCCCCGCCCCCGCCGAGCCCCUCCCCCCCGCGGAGGCGGCCUCCUAG
Molecule: messenger RNA, 1284 nt
Organism: Pezoporus occidentalis (night parrot)
Lineage: Eukaryota; Metazoa; Chordata; Aves; Psittaciformes; Psittacidae
Product: selenide, water dikinase 2-like
Exons: 8
Biological process (GO): L-selenocysteine biosynthetic process
Cellular component (GO): cytoplasm
Molecular function (GO): ATP binding; selenide, water dikinase activity
Source: RefSeq, a predicted model, not a curated record